This is a messenger RNA of Sitodiplosis mosellana (orange wheat blossom midge), 3123 nucleotides long. It is a transcript of the gene drk, whose product is annotated as growth factor receptor-bound protein 2. Lineage: Eukaryota; Metazoa; Arthropoda; Insecta; Diptera; Cecidomyiidae. The coding region runs from base 656 to 1291 and encodes 211 amino acids. The transcript has 7 exons. Gene Ontology annotation, molecular function: protein binding. The record is from RefSeq and is a predicted model, not a curated record.
AUAUGUACAUGCAGAAAUAUUUUUAAGAUGGCGUACGUUGCGUGUUGGUGAUUUCAAUUUCUGGUCUAGCUGAGAUAUCACAUACAAAAAAUUUUUUUUGUACGAAUAAACAAUACACGAGUGCGUAUUGACAUUUUAAGUGAACAUUCGAAUUGAUUUAUUUCUUUUGAUUCGGUGCGUAUAAAUUGUGAAGUUUAUUAGAAAUUCUCUAUUUUUAAAUUAUCAAUACAAACCCAAAAAAAAAUCAAAUAUGCAUUUAAGCUAAAUGAAUUUUAUUGGAUUUGAAUCAGUCGAAACAGCUAAAAAAAUGAAGCGAGAAAGAGGCAGAAAAAAAGAAAAAAUCUCCGAGUGAAUACCGAACAAAAUACGCUUUUAUGAAUUGAAAAUAGCAAAUUUAUGUUGAGGGUACAAAAAACUAUACUAUCUAACGCGAACACAAGAAUUGGUGCAGAAAUAAUAACAAUUGACAAAACACUGAGACGGACUAAUCGAAAUAAUCAACUCAGGACGACGACCAAAACACGGGAAUAGAGAGCAACGAGCAUUCGGUGACGGAAACGAUCACAAAAACUAUAUAUUUGCUGAGAAAAGAAAAUAUAUACAAAAGAAAAGACGGCAACCAAUUUACUGAUAAGUAAGAACAGAAACUGUCGAAAUGGAAGCAAUAGCAAAGCAUGAUUUCAAUGCUACGGCUGAUGAUGAGCUUAGUUUUCGGAAAAAUCAAAUUUUGAAGAUUCUAAAUAUGGAAGAUGAUAUGAAUUGGUAUCGAGCCGAACUAGAUGGCAGAGAAGGUUUGAUACCGAGCAACUACAUUGAAAUGAAAACACACACUUGGUACUAUGGACGAAUCACACGUGCGGAUGCUGAAAAAUUAUUGUCAAAUAAACACGAGGGUGCAUUUUUAAUACGAAUUAGUGAAUCCAGUCCAGGAGAUUUUUCGUUAUCAGUAAAAUGUUCUGACGGAGUGCAACAUUUCAAAGUUUUACGAGAUGCGCAGGGCAAAUUUUUCUUAUGGGUGGUCAAAUUUGGCUCACUGAACGAACUUGUUGAAUAUCAUCGCACUGCCAGUGUGUCGCGUUCGCAAGAUGUUAAACUCAAAGAUAUGGUUCCAGAAGAAGUUCUGGUUCAAGCAUUAUACGAUUUUGUGCCACAAGAAUCCGGCGAACUAGAUUUUCGACGGGGUGAUGUAAUCACAGUUACCGAUCGAUCUGAUGAGCACUGGUGGAAUGGUGAGAUCGGAAAUCGAAAGGGCCUCUUCCCAGCAACAUAUGUGACAGCAUACCAUUCAUAAUAAAGAACAACAUAGGACUCAUAUUAUACUUGUAUACACAAGUAUACUAUACUUAAAAUUAUACAAUCAAUCAAUCAAUCAACAGAAAAAAAAGAGAACACACAGCUUAAUGAAAUUAUGAAAAGAAAAAAAUAACCACAACAAAAAAAAUCGAACGACAACAAAGAACAAACAGAUAAACAAACAUCUAUUUUGCCGCGUACUAUGAGCUCUAAUCAUUCGAGGAUACACACAUAUAAUUUGAUAACUUGCCUGUAUUUGUUUUUGUUCAACUGUGCUUACGAUUUUUAAAUAAGAUCAUAGUUUGAGGUAUGUGCUUCGUGUCCAUCAGUUUAAAAAUGAAAGAAAGAAAGAAACACGAAUAGAGUAUUAAACCACUUUAUUCGUCACAUCAAUUAGAGAUGCAAGUUUUCAAACGCAAAGCUUAACCUACCUACAAUAAAAUCCUCCUCCGGCUUAGCUGAUACAAAACUGUCGCGAAUAUAUGCAUGCUUGAGUAAAAAUUGAAUUGUGCAUGUAUCUCUGAUUAAGUAAAUAUGAUAUAAUUUUACAUAUUUUAAUUUAUUUUUACAUCUUCUUCCUUUUAUACAUUUGUAUCUAUUGUGUACAAUUAUCUCUUUUUUUGCUGUAAGCCUUUAUCCCAAACAAAUCGUAAAAUGCAUUUCGAGGAAAAAAAAUUAUUUAAAUGGUGUGUGAUUUAGAGACACAAGGGGAAUUGUUCAGAGAGAGACUUUGGUUAUGGUUUUAAUUUUUCAAAAAAGCGGUAUCAUUUCCAUAUUUGUUUGAAAAUGAUAUCAACAGUUUAUAUGGCACAAAAAAAAACACCAACUGAUUGAUAUUAUGUUCCAUAUAUAUUCAUGGUAUUCUACAUACCGAAGUAAUCCGGAUUUGUGAUCUACAACGUAAUUUUUCUGCAAAACAAACUUUUUCCGAUAUUUUGCGGGACUAUGAAAUCGAGCAAGUUCCUCAACACUAUCCUUUUUUCUUGGCAAAAUUGGAAGGAGUUUACAAAGUUUUGACAUUAUAAAUACCAUAAAACAAAAAUUCACAAAAUCCACCGAUGAUAAAUAAAAAAAAAACGAUUAAAAACAUCAUGACAUCUCAUGUUGUUCCAAUAGAUUCGAAAUGUUUGUAAGCCAACCAAGCAAGCAACCACACAAGCAAUCAAUUAAACAACACUUAAUUUAUAUGUAAUUAUGUUCUUUUUCCGAACAGAAAUCUAUCAAUCCACUUACUUCUUUUACUCACAUGAAAAUAUAGCAAAAUUCAUAUCGUAACCGAAAAUUAAGCGAGAUAACUGAAUUUGCUGUAUGACAUUUCAAACGAGAAAAAAACAAACAAACAAACAAUUACAUAUACGAAUGGUCCAUUUGAGUUAUUUAUUUAGUACGCGCACAGUAAACAACAACAAAAUGAAAUACGGCUGAAACAAAACAAAUUCAUAACUGUAGUUUUCUAAAUGAUGAAAUAAUUUGAAUAUAUUAUAAUAACUAUUACAUUAGUAGCGACGUUUAAUUAUUUUUUUUUUCAUUUAUUUCAACAAGCAUAAGCAAAUCGAUGACGAUAGACACACACACACACACAUUAAUUUAGUGUCCUCAAGUCUUUUUUUUCUAUUGAAAAUAAAUCCGUUGUCGCACAUUUACACGAAAGCGAUGCAACUGAUUUAAAUUUUACCAUUGUUUUUUAAAGUCAAGGUCCAUUUUAUAUUGGGGCAACAACAACAACAACAACAAAAAAAGAAAGAUUUUUUUUAUUUCUUGCAUAAAAAAAAUGGCAUUUGUAUACAUUUCGUCAGCUUUAUAUAAAAUGCAGUUUAAAUGAAAAACAAA